CUUGAAAGCACGUACCUACCCAUUGAAGUAUGGCUAGCGCUUUCGGCCAGACCCAGUACGAACGUCGCCCCGCUACCGGUAGGUUCGCUAGCUCCCCCACAUAUGACUAUGCCUAGGAAGGAAUGCCGUACUGCAUGUGCGGGGCUCCACACAGACUCUGGACACUUGGCAGCAACGAAGAUCGUAUCUACUUUGCCGUGGGGUAGGUAUCGGCAACAAAGCUUGGAACAGAAACGUUGAACCGACCUCGGGACGCAAUGGAGUGUGCUUGAUAAACUCGCACUCCAUCAGCACUCGCAGACAACAUUCUCUCUACACUACCAAGAAGACGACAAAAAUGGUUGGUCACCUGAACAAUGCCUUCGAUGGCCAUCAAGCAAGACUAGACCAUGAUUUGGAUUAUGACGUCCUCAUCAUUGGUGCAGGUCAGAGUGGGAUGUACUCAUUACAUCGAAUGCGCCAACUCGGUCUUAAAUCGAAAGUUCUCGAGGCUGGAUCAGGAGAAGGAGGAACAUGGUUCUGGAACCGCUACCCCGGGGCACGUUUUGAUUCUGAGUCCUACUCAUACAUUUUCUCUUUCGAUCAAUCGUUGCUUGAUGAGUGGGACUGGAGUGAGCAUUUCGCUGGUCAAGAAGAGACAUUGCGUUACUGCCAGUUCUUUGCAAAGAAGUACAGACUUCACGAAGACAUGCAAUUCAAUACCAGGGUGUCGUCUGCAUGCUGGCGAGCGGAAUCUAACUCUUGGAUUCUCACAGACGAGGAUGGCAAAAGCUACACCUCAAGAUAUGUCAUCAGUUGUAUGGGCAUUCUCAACCAGCCUACUCUACCUGCAAUUCCUGGCGUGGAUGACUUCAAGGGCGCCGCAUUCCACACAGCCCGCUGGCCAGCAGAUGCGAGCGCUAUCAAUGGUAAAAGAGUUGCAAUCAUUGGUACAGGCGCUACAGGCAUACAAACAAUCCAGGAAAUCAAGAAGACAGUCGGUUCAUUGACCGUCUUCCAACGCACACCGAAUUGGACCGCGCCUCUCCGCAACACCAAAAUCUCACCUCAGGAGAUGGAUGAGAUCCGCCGAAACUACCCCACGAUCUUCAAGCAAUGCCUAGACUCCUAUUCUUGCUUCAUACAUCAAUCCAAUCCAAACUCUACCUUCAGCGUCAACGAUACUGAGCGCGAAGCCUACUGGGAAGAGCUCUACUCGAAGUCUGGGUUUUCGAAGUGGCUUGCCAAUUUCUCCGAUAUCAACACUGAUCCUGCAGCGAACAAGCUGUUUUCGGAUUUCAUAGCGAAGAAGAUUCGAGAACGUGUCAAUGACCCUGAAGUUGCAGAGAAACUCAUUCCUAAAAGUCAUGGCUUUGGGACAAGGAGAGUGCCGCUUGAGGGGGGCUACUAUGAAGCAUUCAACCAGCCUAACGUCAGGCUCGUCGAUGUCAAUGAGAAUCCGAUUGAAUGCAUAAACGAGACCGGGAUCAAAACUAAGAAUGAGGAUUUCCAGUUCGACGUCAUUAUCUACGCAACAGGAUUCGAUGCAGUGACCGGCUCAUUCAGCGCUGUAGACAUCCGCGGUAUUGGAGAGAAGAAGCUGACAGAUGAGUGGACGAACGGUAUUCAGACUUAUCUUGGUCUGACAGUGCGUAAUUUUCCUAAUUUCUACAACAUCAUGGGUCCACACCAAAUGUUUGGCAACAUCCCUCGCAGUAUAGAAUAUGCCGUCGGCUGGGUAGCGGACUUCAUCGAGUACAUGGUCGACCAUGACAUCAUCGUUGCAGAAGCUACUGAGGAGGGUCAGAAGGCCUGGACACAGCAUGUCCACGACUGCGCAACAGGUAUGUUGGCGCUUGAAGUUGACGGGUGGAUGACCGGAGUGAACAAGAACAUUGCCGGGAAGCAGAAAAGGACAAUAUCAAGGUACUGGGGCUCGGCUGGAGGGUAUCGCGAAAGAUGCGAUGACGUGAAGGCAAGGGAUUAUGCAGAUUUGAGACUAGUCAGAGCUUCAUAGGUCCCAAUCCUUGAUGCAAGUAUGCAAGCAUAAAUGCCGUAUACUCUAGAUUGAACCGUGAAGAGCAGCUCCUUUGAUGCGUUUGAUG
Messenger RNA from Boeremia exigua, 2084 nucleotides. RefSeq lists its product as uncharacterized. The coding region runs from base 338 to 1996 and encodes 552 amino acids. Lineage: Eukaryota; Fungi; Ascomycota; Dothideomycetes; Pleosporales; Didymellaceae. Gene Ontology annotation, molecular function: NADP binding; N,N-dimethylaniline monooxygenase activity; flavin adenine dinucleotide binding. The transcript has 4 exons. The record is from RefSeq and is a predicted model, not a curated record.